GAAUGUUCUUUUCCAAUUUCUUGCAGGUCUUUGGUUCCUUAUAAUUCAACAUCCUUCUCAAAAUCUCUUUUGUAGGAAGGAUAAUGGUAUCAAGUUCUUGCAUAAACUUGUCGGACUUGGUAUCCGGGGACAUGUUUAAUUCCUCACAAACUCCUAGAAGAUUACCUCGGGUUAUGACUGAUCCUGGAAUUGUCUCUGACGUAGAUGGUUGGGAAACGAAUGAUGGAGAUGCUGCCUCUUCUGAAUGCCGCGGAAAGAAAAUUAUCGUGGCAAAUUUUCUUCCUUUACAAGCUCAAAGGGAUAUAAAAUCUGGUGGAUGGUCGUUCAGUUUUGAAGAAGAUUCGCUUCUGUUACAAAUGAAGGACGGCUUUUCAUCUGAUACUAAAGUUGUCUAUGUCGGGUCCUUGAAGGUUGAUGUGGAUUUGAGUGAACAAGAUGAAGUUUCUGGGAUAUUGUUAGAGGAAUUCAAUUGUGUGCCCACAUUUCUUCCUCCUGACCUUCAGAAAAGGUUUUACCAUGGGUUUUGUAAGCAUUAUUUAUGGUCCCUUUUUCAUUACAUGCUACCUAUGUGCCCCGAGUAUGGUAAUCGUUUUGACAAGUUGCUUUGGCAAGCUUAUCUUUCUGCCAAUAAGAUAUUUGCAGAGAAGAUAGUGGAGGUAAUCAAUCCAGAAGAGGAUUAUGUGUGGGUUCAUGAUUAUCACCUUAUGGUUUUCCCGACAUUUUUGAGGAAACGUUUUCAUCGAGUUAAGCUUGGAUUUUUCCUUCACUGCCCAUUCCCAUCCUCAGAAAUAUACCGGACACUGCCAGUCAGGGAUGAAAUUUUAAAAGCACUGCUUAAUGCAGACUUGAUUGGUUUUCAUACAUUUGAUUAUGCUCGCCACUUCCUUUCAUGCUGCAGCAGAAUGCUUGGCCUUGACUAUGAAUCGAAGAGAGGACACAUUGGACUUGAAUAUUUUGGUCGUACUGUCUACAUAAAAAUUUUGCCUGUUGGGAUUCACAUGGGCCAACUCCAAUCUGCACUGAAUCACCCAUCUUCUUCUACUAAGGUCAAAGAAAUUGUUCAGAAGUUCGAGGGGAAAAAGCUUAUCGUUGGUGUUGAUGACAUGGAUAUAUUUAAAGGCAUUAGCCUAAAAGUAUUAGCUAUGGAACGGCUCUUACAACAGCAUCAAGAGUUGCAAGGCAAUGUAGUCCUUGUUCAAAUUGUAAAUCCUGCAAGAAGCACUGGGAAAGAUGUUCAGGAAGCAAAAAGGGAAGUAUACGAGAGUACUCAAAGGAUAAAUAAUGCUUUCGGUUUUUCAGGAUAUGAACCGGUGGUCCUGAUUGAUCGCUGUGUCACUUCCUGUGAGAAAACUGCUUAUUAUGCAUUUGCAGAUUGUUGUAUUGUAAAUGCACUGAGGGAUGGAAUGAACCUAGUUCCAUACAAGUACACCGUUUGUAGACAGGGGACUUCCAACAUGGAUGAAGCUUUGCAAAUUGCUGCUGGAUCUCCUCGUACGAGCAUGCUUGUUGUCUCAGAGUUUAUAGGUUGUUCACCGUCCCUAAGUGGGGCAAUCAGGGUUAAUCCUUGGAACAUUGAUGAUGUAGCUGAUGCAUUAAACAUGGCCAUCACUAUGCCUGACGUUGAGAAGCAACUGCGGCAUGAGAAGCACUAUCGCUUUGUGAGUUCUCAUGAUGUUGGUUAUUGGGCCCAGAGUUUUAUACAAGAUUUGGGGAGGGCAUGCAAAGAGCAUUACAGCAAAAAUUGCUGGGGUUUUGGUUUUGGACUGAAUUUCAGGACAUUGUCCCUUUCUCCAACUUUUAGAAAGCUUUCCGAAGAAAACAUUGUCUCUGCUCAUGGAAGGACAUGCAGAAGAGCCAUUUUUUUGGAUUAUGAUGGGACAUUGGUGCCCCAUUCGUCAAUUACUAAAAGCCCUAGUCCUGAGGUUAUAUUGGUUCUGAACAAUCUAUGCAGUGACCCCAAGAACACCGUCUUUAUAGUUAGUGGUAGGGGGCAAAACUCCCUGAGUGACUGGUUUGUACAAUGUGAGAAUAUAGGUAUAGCUGCCGAGCAUGGAUACUUCAUAAGGUGGAGUAGGUCAUCCAAGUGGGAAACUAUUCCAGUUGCUGCAGACUUUGGAUGGAAAAGAAUUGCUGAACCAGUGAUGAAAUUGUAUGCGGAGGCGACUGAUGGCUCCUAUAUAGAGUCCAAGGAGAGUGCCUUGGUAUGGCACUAUCAAGAUGCUCCACCUGAUUUUGGAUCUUGUCAAGCGAAGGAACUACUGGAUCAUCUGGAAAGUGUCCUUGCCAAUGAGCCGGUUGUUGUUAAAAGGGGCCGUCAAAUUGUUGAAGUGAAGGCACAGGGAGUUACCAAAGGCUUUGUUACGGAGAAAAUUCUUUCCACCAUGACAAGUAAUGGGAAACCACCAGAUUUUGUCUUGUGCAUCGGUGAUGAUCGAUCAGAUGAAGACAUGUUUGAAACUAUAUCAAAUGCAGCUUGCAUAUCAUCUCUCCCUGUUCCUCCAGAAGUAUUUGCUUGCACUGUUGGUCAGAAACCAAGCAAAGCUAGCUAUUAUCUACAUGAUACUAGUGACGUAUUGUCGUUACUUCGUAGCUUGGCUGCUGCUUCAAGCUCAAUAACGGCAACAAGCGGCACAAGAACCGAAGUUUGUUUUGAAAGUUGUUCUUGAAACAUGAUGUAUUUGGUUGUGCUUUGGAUUAGAGUGGCAUGAAUUGACAUGGUUUAGGUUAAAGAAUAGAUUCAUGGC
Molecule: messenger RNA, 2744 nt
Organism: Hibiscus syriacus
Lineage: Eukaryota; Viridiplantae; Streptophyta; Magnoliopsida; Malvales; Malvaceae
Product: probable alpha,alpha-trehalose-phosphate synthase [UDP-forming] 9
Exons: 4
Coding region: 84-2666 (860 amino acids)
Biological process (GO): trehalose biosynthetic process
Cellular component (GO): cytosol
Molecular function (GO): catalytic activity
Source: RefSeq, a predicted model, not a curated record